GUUGGCGCUCUCAGUUUGAGAUUCAACUGUGUCAACCGAUUGUUCUCCCAGUGUAAUAACCUGCUAUAACAACUCUGUACCACAAUCAUUUUAUUCGUUUCAAGUGUCCAGCUGAGAAGAUAACAUCAACAACUGCUGACUUAGGAAACCAGCUGCUUUGUUGCCAACAUGCAUGUGAUUAAGCGAGAUGGACGCCAGGAGGCAGUUACUUUUGAUAAAAUCACAUCUCGCAUCCAGAAGCUUUGCUAUGGACUCAAUUCUGACUUUGUGGACUCUGCUCAGAUUACAAUGAAGGUGAUCCAAGGUCUGUACAGUGGAGUCACCACCGUAGAGCUGGACACUCUGGCAGCAGAGACAGCAGCCACUCUAACCACCAAACAUCCUGACUAUGCAAUCCUGGCUGCGCGGAUUGCUGUGUCCAACCUGCACAAAGAGACCAAGAAAGUAUUCAGUGAUGUGAUGGAAGACCUGUACAACUACGUGAACCCGUUAAAUAAACGUCACUCUCCUAUGAUCUCCAAGGAGACGCUCGACAUUGUCAUUGAAAACAAGGCUCGCCUCAACUCAGCCAUCAUUUACGACAGAGACUUCUCUUACAACUUCUUUGGCUUUAAGACACUUGAGCGGUCGUAUUUGUUGAAGAUUAAUGGCAAAGUUGCUGAGAGGCCGCAGCACAUGCUAAUGAGAGUGGCAGUCGGGAUUCAUAAAGGAGACAUUGAUGCAGCCAUUGAGACCUACAACUUGCUGUCAGAGAAGUGGUUCACCCAUGCCUCACCUACUCUGUUCAAUGCUGGUACCAACAGGCCACAGCUGUCCAGUUGUUUCUUGCUAACCAUGAAGGACGACAGCAUCAAUGGUAUUUACGACACACUGAAGCAGUGUGCCCUCAUCUCCAAAUCAGCUGGAGGUAUUGGAUUGGCAGUUAGCUGUAUCAGAGCAACAGGCAGCUAUAUUGCUGGGACCAACGGCACUUCCAAUGGGCUGGUUCCUAUGCUUCGAGUCUACAACAACACAGCACGUUAUGUUGACCAGGGUGGAAACAAGAGACCCGGGGCCUUCGCUGUGUACCUGGAGCCGUGGCAUUUCGAUGUGUUUGACUUCUUAGAGUUAAAGAAGAACACAGGUAAAGAGGAGCAGAGGGCCAGAGACCUGUUCUUCGCAAUGUGGAUCCCAGACCUCUUUAUGAAACGAGUGGAAAGCAAUCAGGACUGGUCUCUAAUGUGUCCCAGUGAAUGCCCUGGGUUAGAGGACUGCUGGGGAGAGGAGUUUGAGGAGCUGUACACUCGAUAUGAGAAGGAGGGCAGGGCUAAGCGUGUGGUGAAGGCUCAGCAGGUGUGGUACGCCAUCAUUGAGUCUCAGACAGAAACCGGUACACCGUACAUGCUCUACAAGGAUGCCUGCAACAGGAAGAGCAACCAGCAGAAUCUGGGCACCAUCAAAUCCAGCAAUCUGUGCACAGAGAUCGUAGAGUACACAAGCAAAGAUGAGGUUGCGGUGUGUAACCUGGCAUCCAUUGCCCUCAACAUGUAUGUCACCCCAGAAAGGACCUUUGACUUUAAAAAGCUUGCAUCUGUCACCAAAGUCAUUGUCAAGAACCUGAACAAGAUUAUUGAUAUCAACUACUACCCAGUGCCUGAGGCUGAAAGGUCUAACAUGCGUCAUAGGCCAAUUGGAAUCGGCGUGCAGGGUCUGGCUGAUGCCUUCAUCCUUAUGCGUUACCCAUUUGAAAGCCCAGAGGCCCAGUUGCUCAACAUUCAGAUCUUUGAGACCAUGUACUACUCUGCCCUGGAGGCCAGCUGUGAGUUGGCAGCGGAGCUCGGCACUUACGAAACCUACGCUGGCUCUCCUGUCAGCAAGGGAAUCCUUCAGUAUGACAUGUGGAGUAAAACCCCAACAGAUUUGUGGGACUGGAAAGCACUGAAGGAGAAAAUUGCCAAGCAUGGUGUGAGGAACAGUCUGCUCUUGGCCCCCAUGCCCACAGCUUCCACUGCCCAGAUCCUGGGCAACAACGAGUCCAUUGAAGCCUACACCAGCAACAUUUACACCCGCAGGGUGCUCUCAGGAGAGUUUCAGAUUGUGAAUCCUCACCUGCUGAAGGACCUCACGGAAAGAGGACUGUGGAGUGACGAAAUGAAGAACCAGCUGAUUGCUCAGAACGGGUCCAUCCAGGAUAUUGAGGAGAUCCCUGAUGAUCUAAAGCAGCUGUAUAAAACUGUGUGGGAAAUCUCCCAAAAGACUGUCCUCAAGAUGGCAGCAGAUCGUGGUACCUACAUUGACCAGAGCCAGUCCUUAAACAUCCAUAUUGCUGAGCCAAACUAUGGCAAACUGACCAGCAUGCACUUCUAUGGUUGGAAGUUGGGCCUGAAAACUGGCAUGUACUACCUGCGGACGAAGCCUGCUGCCAACCCCAUUCAGUUCACCCUGAACAAGGAGAAAUUAAAGGAAGCCCAGUCAGUCAAGAGCGAGGAGGAGGAGACCAAAGAGCGCAACACUGCUGCCAUGGUCUGUUCCUUAGCGAACAAAGAUGAGUGCCUGAUGUGUGGUUCCUAAGUGAAGUGUGGUUCACUCAGACUAACACACUUCCUCAUAUCCACCAGCUCCCCCAUUAAAUAUGUAUUUUUGGAAACACAAGUAUUUUUUUAUUUGUAUAUGAUGUUGCAACAAGUGUUAUACAUAUGCCGCUGUCAUCAAGUCACAAAUCUUUGCAGUUUCUAUUUAAUAUAUUCUGGAUUUUCAUCAUGAAGUGUGUGUUGUAUGCAUGUUUGUAUAGAAUUAAUAGGGUACAAUGAAUUAAUAUUUUUAUCAAUACAGUUUUGUAAUAUGUGGGUCACAUUAAUGAACUUCAUGUUGUUGUUUUUUUAGAUGUGUGGAAAAUUAAACUUGUUAUUCAAUGGUCUUAA
Messenger RNA from Siniperca chuatsi (mandarin fish), 2900 nucleotides. Its product is annotated as ribonucleoside-diphosphate reductase large subunit-like. Gene Ontology annotation, biological process: deoxyribonucleotide biosynthetic process; DNA replication. Gene Ontology annotation, cellular component: ribonucleoside-diphosphate reductase complex. The record is from RefSeq and is a predicted model, not a curated record. Lineage: Eukaryota; Metazoa; Chordata; Actinopteri; Centrarchiformes; Sinipercidae. The transcript has 19 exons. Gene Ontology annotation, molecular function: ribonucleoside-diphosphate reductase activity, thioredoxin disulfide as acceptor; ATP binding. The coding region runs from base 169 to 2550 and encodes 793 amino acids.